CACUCUCCCCCAGUCAGUCACACUGCCCCCCAGUCACUCCCUCUCCCCCUCCCCCGGCUCCCGUUCCCGGGCAACACCAUGGAUACCGUGCUGGAGCAGCUCGCCGGCCUCGACACCUUCUCCAGCGCCGCAGCCGCCGCCUACUUGGACGAUGAAGACCUGUUCACAGCCCAGUCGCCCAGGCAUCACCUGGACGCAGACGAGUUCCUGGAGAACGACGUGGACUUUCUGAGCAGCGACAUGAACGAAUACUACAAGGAGCACAGGCUGGCGCGGGAUGGGGAGCACUGCGACUCGGGCAUCCUGUCUUUCACCUCGUCCUCCUCGCCCUUUUCCUUUGACUGCCCCGACAGCGCUUCCGAGGUUUCCCCGCAGUUUAAUGCAACCGACGGCGCUGCAAAGAGACGCAGAAGGAUCCGCUCAGAAGUUGAAAUGCAGCACCUCAGGCAGGCUGCAAAUGUCCGGGAGCGCAGACGCAUGCAGUCCAUCAACGAUGCGUUUGAGGGUCUCCGGACUCACAUACCAACGCUACCUUAUGAAAAACGACUUUCAAAAGUUGAUACCCUCCGACUGGCAAUCGGUUACAUCAACUUCUUGACCGAACUUGUUCAAUCUGACAUGCCUUUAGGAAAUUCAAACAACGACCCUACAGUCCAACCUAAAAAAGUCAUAAUCUGCCAUAGAGUUGCAAGAUCGCCAUCUCCCAAUGACCCAGACUACGGUCUGCCUCCUCUGGCAGGGCACUCUUUGUCGUGGACUGACGAGAAUCAGCUUAAAGAACAAAAUAUCAUCAGGACGGCGAAGGUUUGGACUCCAGAAGAUCCCAGAAAAUCUAACAACAAAUCUUUUGUGAAUAAUAUUGAGAACGAACCACCUUUUGACUUUGCCUCGUAAAAGUGCAAUAAGUUUGUAAUUCGCUGCAGGAACAUUAAUGAUCAAUCCUCUAUAUUUAAUGAAAAUUAAUAUAUUAUUACGUAAUUGUUGAUAUUAGAUGAAGAAUAUUUUAAUAUGUGAACCAACGAACCAUUAAUUUAUAUAUUUAUUAUUUUGAAUAGUUCUGUAUAAAAUACACUGCUGGAAUGGCUAAUUUAUCAAAUCAAGUGCUAAUCAACUUCCUAAUGUUUACAUUUCCAGUAAGGUGCAUAAUUGUCUUGGGUUUUCUCGUAAAUAUUUU
This is a messenger RNA of Amblyraja radiata (thorny skate), 1174 nucleotides long. RefSeq names its product pancreas associated transcription factor 1a (gene ptf1a). The coding region runs from base 79 to 894 and encodes 271 amino acids. The record is from RefSeq and is a predicted model, not a curated record. Lineage: Eukaryota; Metazoa; Chordata; Chondrichthyes; Rajiformes; Rajidae. The transcript is spliced from 2 exons. Gene Ontology annotation, biological process: regulation of transcription by RNA polymerase II; developmental process. Gene Ontology annotation, molecular function: protein dimerization activity; DNA-binding transcription factor activity, RNA polymerase II-specific; RNA polymerase II transcription regulatory region sequence-specific DNA binding.